GGUUAAUCUGAGAGCUUGGACCACUUAACUAUCAAUUUACUCGUCAUUUCUGAUGUCCACCUAUUUUUGUACUUUCAAGCUACUGUACAAUACCUAACCUGCCCUGCUCUGCUACCUGACAUAACAUGAAUCCCACCCACUGCUUGCAUUGUUGACCUAUCUGCAUAUUAGUAUUCACAACGGUUUGUACAUAAGUCUUGUAUUUCAGGUUAUAAUCUAAAGAUGAGCACCAAAGGCGACAAGAUCGAGAAAAUCAUCGCUCGGUUGCAACAACGCAUCAAUGAGGGGCAGUUCUACGAAGCCCAACAGCAAACCCGCGUCGUAGCGGCGCGGUACACCAAAGCCUCCAACUGGAGUGCCGCUAUCGACAUCCUCUACAAUGUCGCUCAAUCCCUCCUAAAGGCAGGCCAAGGCGGCAGCGGCGGAGAUCUUUGUGUGCUACUGGUCGACACUUAUAAGCAGGCAGAGCUGAAGCCCGAUUCUUCUACCAAGGGCAAACUGUUAACAUGUUUGCGCCUGUUCGACGGCGAGGAACCUACUCGCAAGAAGUACAUUGGAGAGAUGAUAGCAUGGUCCUCCAAGUUCGGCGAAUAUCCCGCUGGCGAUCCCGAGCUCCACCAUGUUGCCGGCUCGCUGUACGCUGAAGAACACGAGCCAUACGAUGCGGAACGACACUUGCUUUUGGGUACCAAGGACUCGGCUGAGGUUCUGGCUCGCUUAGAGUAUGAGUGGUUCAAAGAGGAUGACGCACACACGGCUGCCUUGUACGCUGCUCGAGGCAUCCUGCCAUACCUUCUCACUGGCAACGUCCGAGCCGCCAACACAUGUUAUCGACUAUUUACGAGCGCUUUAAACCAGGACAAGCAAAGUCAGCUCGGUAUUCAAGACGUCAGCAGCAACAGCGCCGACAUACGAAUUUACCCCAGCAUACCCCUCCUCAACUUCCUGGGCCUCCUUUUACUCGCUGUUCAAAGAGCCAGUCCGGAUUUGUACAAGCAGCUGCACAACAAAUACUCUGCACUUAUUGGAGAAGUCGACGCGUGGCACGAGUCUUUGGAAAUGAUCGCCGAGAUGUAUUUCGGCAUCCAAAAACCCCGACAAAGCAACCCUCUGAUGGACAUGAUGAGUGGCUUCCUUGGUGGUGGCGGCGGCGGUGGUGGCUCGGCGAGUGGAGGGGCAAGGAGGCCGGCUGUAAAGGCGCCUUCACCGAUGCCGGCUGCGGAGGGGUUGGACUGAAGAGUUCAUGUCAUAUCGUGAUUCUAGCUAGGCCUUGUAGCAGAUAGCAUUGGCCUUUCCGGACGACAUUAAUUAUGACUACGACUGUUCGUAACAAAUCUCAUUGUGAUCGUUGCUGUUCUUCGGGCUCGUACAUCCAAUUGUCUUCGGCUAAUGCUGCCACCUUAGCUCUCAUGCUGGCUCGGAGAGCUUCAAUAACCUCUUCUUCCUCAAGUUAG
Messenger RNA from Hypoxylon fragiforme, 1454 nucleotides. RefSeq names its product DUF410-domain-containing protein. The record is from RefSeq and is a predicted model, not a curated record. The transcript is spliced from 2 exons. NCBI's taxonomy places the organism in Eukaryota, Fungi, Ascomycota, Sordariomycetes, Xylariales, Hypoxylaceae. Bases 223 to 1236 code for a protein of 337 amino acids. Gene Ontology annotation, molecular function: protein binding. Gene Ontology annotation, cellular component: cytosol; TRC complex. Gene Ontology annotation, biological process: protein insertion into ER membrane.